UACGAAAACAGAGCAACUGACGAAAAUAAAAUAACUGAUACUUUUAUAAAAGAAAUCAUUAAUAAAUAUAAAAAGAAAAAGGUAUUUGUUUUUAAAUACCUAGAGGAAAAACCACCUUCUUCCUCCUCACCAUUUUUAAAAAAUGAACUCGCUCACAAUGAAGUGGUUGUUGAAAAGGAAAAUAAUAUAUUCAAUAAGGUAGUUUCAAUAUUCUCAGACCCUCAACCCCAAGUUUUUACCCUAAAUGACCUUCAAAAUAGCAAUUAUAAAAUCCAUCUUUUGAAAUACCAGGCCACAAACUAUCAAAACUUUAGUUUAGAAAGAGAGGUAAAGAGAAUUUAUAUAUUUGAAUUUUUAAACAGGAAGUCAGUUAUGGGCGAAUAUGGACAAUUAAAAGAUUUUCACUCUGCAUUAAUUUACUUUGCGACAAAAUAUAAAGAAUAUGAAAUCAUUGAAACACUUUUAAAUUCCUAUACAUCAGAUACUGAAAAUAUUAAAGAGGAAGUUUUCAAUAAUAUAUUUGCUUAUAGGGACCAAAAUCUUUUUAAAUAUGCCAUAGAAAACAAUAUAGUACCGGAUCUCGAAUCUUUUCACAUUAAAGUAUUUGAAAUGGAUCCAAAUUGUGCAAUAGAAGAGUAUCUGGAUCUUUUGGUUCUACUCUUAGAAUGUAAUCAAGGAUUAUUAUUUCAAAAACUAUUUUUUUCAAUCCAAAUAUUUUUUGAAACAACAGAAGAUAUGGAAAAGCUAAUUACAACCCUUCUUCAAUUUUAUGUUGGUAAAGAACCAUACAAUAAACUAAGUGCGCUCAAUAUCAUUCAUCUACCAUUUGCAAGAUAUGUCUAUAAAAAUCAUAAGUCUCUUUUUAUGUCAUGGGAAAAAAACAGUUUUAUAAAUAGGGGAAUUUUACUUUAA
Molecule: messenger RNA, 912 nt
Organism: Dictyostelium purpureum
Lineage: Eukaryota; Evosea; Eumycetozoa; Dictyosteliales; Dictyosteliaceae
Exons: 1
Source: RefSeq, a predicted model, not a curated record